AUGUACAAACUAGUAUUGUUCAUGCCAACGGACUCACAAACUAUUCCACUCAAAUACAGCAGAAGGCCAAUGACCUUAAAGAAACUGCCGGUCCUCAAUCCACCAGUGAACUUGGUUCUACUCAGAAGACUGAUCUCCAACAAGGUGGAUAAAGCCACAACGCUAGCUCAGAAGGCCGGAUUACUUCACACAGCAGCUGAAAAAAUAGUUCAAGCUUCUCAGCAACAGGGUACUCCACUUGCUACACUUCAAGGUCAAGCUGGACUUCUUAAGACGGCAGCCGGCAAUGAAAGUAGUGGUAGCGGUCUAUUCACGACUGCAGAAGAACUACUAGAGCAAGCUACUCAGCUUGGUCAACCUGCUCAUGAACAGGCUGAUGGAGUCAUAGACGCAUUUGACAAAGUAGAUAAACAGUACGAAGCACUAAUGGGAAAAGCCAAAGAAAGUGGGCUAACCAGUGAUCCCAAGGUUACCGCUGUUAUCAAGGCCUACCAUGGAGUUAAGAACACCUAUUACCAAAUGCUCAUAGGAUACAGGUUUAGAUACCUAAUUGGCACUGGUGGUGACGAAAAGAUUCUACAUAAGGCCAACGAACUAUAUGGCGCAGCCGACUCACUAGCCAAAAAUCUUCAAUCUGAUCAAGAACCUAAGAAAACCCUCAAGGAACUUGCCAACAACCUUGCCAAUGCUACCAACGAUACCGCCGGUCUCCAACAGGCCCUCUCUGAACUCAAAGGUGCUCAAGAUGAUCAAAUUGCUACCAAGGCCCUUGCUGUAAUCACUAAAUUCAAAGAGGUCAAAAAUGCCUACGAUAAGGUUAAGGAAAAAGAAAAGGAAUAUAAUAGGCUUGCUGGUCCUGAAUAUAGCCCAGUUAAAGAUGCUUUCAAAGCGCUUGAAGAAAAGUUUGGUGUCCUUAAGAAGUCCAUUGUAAAUGUUCUCAAGCUUAGGGUUCAAGAACUAUCCGCCCUGGCCCAAGCACUUAACCAAAAAGCCAGUACACUAUCUACUAGUGAUAUUUCUGAACUUCGUGAUCAAGCCACUCAACUAGCUAAUGCAGCCAGUCAAAGUACUGGUCUACACGCUAAGGCAGCAGCAUUGGUAGAAGCUAUCAAUAAUGGUGAAGCUGCUACUGAGUCCAGGGCCGGCGGAGUAAUAACCCAAUUUGGAGCAGUCAGAACAGCAUACGAUGCACUGGCAGGUCAACCGACAUACUCAUCUGUCGUAGAAAAAAUAAAACAAGGUCAACCACUAUCAGAUGGUGAUGAACUAAAGGUCAAGAAAGUUGAUGACGCCUACACCGCUCUCAAGACACUAUAUGAUAAGAUACUAAACUUUACCAAAACAACAAAAGUUAAAGCAGCAGCAGGUACAGGUACAAGCGAUGGUAAACUCCGAGACUUGGCCGACAAACUAUAUAAAACAGCCAGUGCACUUAAUACUGCAGUUACUAAUUUUGAUGAUUCUAGUGGAGAUGCUGCCAAAGUACUCCAGGCUAAGGCUGGCACAAGUCAAUCAAGUCCUGGUACACUCCGAAAACUCGCAGCUGAUCUACAUGACAAAGCCGAUGCACUUAAAAAUGCAGUUACUUCUGCUAGUCCUGCUGUUAAUGAUGCUAAUGCUGCCCAACAACUCGCCACUGCCGUCGGUGAUAGUGAAACCGCUCCUGGAAUAUCACUAAGAAAGGCUCUCGCUCAACUUGCUACUGCUCAAGCUGGUGAUCUAACAACUCCGGCCAAAGCUGUUACAGAUGCAUACAAAAAAGACGACAGUGAUGGUGUCAAAGAUAAAUUCGAAGAAGUUAAGAAGAAAGAAUCUACUUAUAAUGCUAACCCCGCUACGAAGGCUGCAUAUGAAGCAGUUGUAGCCGCAAUGAAUGCUUUCGAUGCUGUGUAUAGGCCUGAAGAACUACUCAUGGAGGCUAUAGCUGAAGAAGGCACUCAAGGAGAUAAUCUAGCAAAGGCACUCAAUGAUCUUAGUAGUCUGUAUGCUGAAAAAGGUACUCCUAAUCUAUUACCUUCUAAGGCCACUGCUGUUAAAAAAGCAUUUGUAGAUGGCUUUGGACCUACCGUAAAUGCUAGGUUCAACGCUGUUGUGGCACAAGCUAAUGCAUACGAACAGGGCACUACUAUUAAAUCUGAGAAAUACGCUCAACUUCUUGAAGCCUGGACCAAUUUCAACAAUAAAUACUACGAGGUCAUAUCCUUUUACAAAUACCAUAUCAUUAUACUUUCCUCAAUCAUUAUUCAGUGGUCAUACUGGUCACCUAAAACCGUAUUCGCAGGUGACGGAAUGGGUGGCUGGAAAAAAUACGAAUAUGGUUUUGGUACUCCUAAACAACUUGUGAAUAAUUCCUUCUGGCAUGCAUUUGAUAUUCUUAUAGUCCUUAAGAUAUCACUUGCUGUCAUCUUUAUUUGUUGUCUUCAUUAUAGAGAUUCUUCACUAUCUAGAUCUAUUGUUAAUCAUUAA
Theileria annulata is the source of this 2466-nucleotide messenger RNA. RefSeq lists its product as uncharacterized. Bases 1 to 2466 code for a protein of 821 amino acids. The record is from RefSeq and is a predicted model, not a curated record. The transcript has 2 exons. NCBI's taxonomy places the organism in Eukaryota, Apicomplexa, Aconoidasida, Piroplasmida, Theileriidae.